Molecule: messenger RNA, 2631 nt
Organism: Globicephala melas (long-finned pilot whale)
Lineage: Eukaryota; Metazoa; Chordata; Mammalia; Artiodactyla; Delphinidae
Gene: HNF1B
Product: HNF1 homeobox B
Biological process (GO): pancreas development; regulation of transcription by RNA polymerase II; insulin secretion
Cellular component (GO): nucleus
Molecular function (GO): RNA polymerase II cis-regulatory region sequence-specific DNA binding; DNA-binding transcription factor activity, RNA polymerase II-specific
Source: RefSeq, a predicted model, not a curated record
CCCCCUCACCCCCUUCUUUUUCUGUCCUUGGAAAAUGGUGUCCAAGCUCACGUCGCUCCAGCAAGAACUCCUGAGCGCCCUGCUGAGCUCCGGGGUCACCAAGGAGGUGCUGGUCCAGGCCUUGGAGGAGUUGCUGCCAUCCCCGAGUUUCGGGGUGAAGCUGGAGACGCUGCCCCUGUCCCCUGGGAGCGGGGCCGAGCCGGACACCAAGCCGGUCUUCCAUACUCUCACGAACGGCCACGCCAAGGGCCGUCUGUCCGGGGACGAGGGCUCCGAGGACGGGGACGACUAUGACACCCCUCCCAUCCUCAAGGAGCUGCAAGCCCUCAACACCGAGGAGGCGGCGGAGCAGCGGGCGGAGGUGGACCGGAUGCUCAGCGAGGACCCUUGGAGGGCUGCCAAAAUGAUCAAGGGCUACAUGCAGCAACAUAACAUCCCCCAGAGGGAGGUGGUCGAUGUCACCGGCCUGAACCAGUCACACCUCUCCCAGCAUCUCAACAAGGGCACCCCUAUGAAGACCCAGAAGCGCGCCGCCCUGUACACCUGGUACGUCCGAAAGCAACGGGAGAUCCUCCGACAAUUCAACCAGACAGUCCAGAGUUCUGGAAAUUUGACAGACAAAAGCAGUCAGGAUCAGCUGCUGUUUCUCUUUCCAGAGUUCAGUCAACAGAGCCAGGGGCCUGGGCAGUCCGAUGAUGCCUGCUCUGAGCCCACCAACAAGAAGAUGCGUCGCAACCGGUUCAAAUGGGGGCCCGCGUCCCAGCAAAUCUUGUACCAGGCCUACGACCGGCAAAAGAACCCCAGCAAGGAAGAGAGGGAGGCCUUAGUGGAGGAGUGCAACAGGGCGGAAUGUUUGCAGCGGGGUGUCUCCCCCUCCAAGGCCCACGGCCUGGGCUCCAACCUGGUCACUGAGGUCCGCGUCUACAACUGGUUCGCAAACCGCAGGAAGGAGGAGGCAUUCCGGCAGAAGCUGGCCAUGGACGCCUACAGCUCCAGCCAGACGCACGGCCUGAACCCGCUGCUCUCCCACGGCUCCCCGCCCCACCAGCCCAGCACCUCCCCUCCCAACAAGCUGCCAGGAGUGCGCUACAGCCAGCAGGGAAACAAUGAGGUCACUUCCUCCUCAACAAUCAGUCACCAUGGCAACAGCGCCAUGGUGACUAGCCAGUCUGUUUUACAGCAAGUCUCUCCAGCCAGCCUGGACCCGGGCCACAAUCUCCUCUCACCUGAUGGUAAAAUGCAGAUCUCAGUCUCAGGAGGAGGUUUGCCCCCGGUCAGCACCUUGACGAAUAUCCACAGCCUGUCCCACCACAAUCCCCAGCAAUCUCAAAACCUCAUCAUGACCCCCCUCUCUGGAGUCAUGGCCAUUGCACAAAGCCUCAACUCCUCCCAAGCUCAGAGCGUCCCUGUCAUCAACAGCGUGGCCGGCAGCCUGGCAGCCCUGCAGCCCGUCCAGUUCUCCCAGCAGCUGCACAGCUCUCACCAGCAGCCCCUCAUGCAGCAGAGCCCGGGCAGCCACAUGGCCCAGCAGCCCUUCAUGGCCGCUGUGACGCAGCUGCAGAACUCACACAUGUAUGCACACAAGCAGGAACCCCCCCAGUAUUCCCACACCUCCCGGUUUCCAUCGGCAAUGGUGGUCACAGAUACCAGCAGCAUCAGUACGCUCACCAACAUGUCUUCCAGUAAACAGUGUCCUCUCCAAGCCUGGUGAUGCCCACACAUCACUUACUUUGUGCACAGCAACAAGGACCCUAUUUUCCACACCAUCACCCUCCAGGCAGCUGUCGCGGAAAAGCGCAGUGACCUGACAAGCAGCACCUGCGAGAGGUCCCUGCGCACCUGACGUCCUGCCAGCGCCUCGGACAAUCCGCUCUGAGAGGCGCGGCCCGGAGCCCAGCUUCCCUUCUAUGCAGUAUUGUCACGAUGCCUCUCCCAAGACGUCAAGCUCUCCCGUCCGGUCUGUCCUAAAGGCGGGAGAUGAGAAACCGAGGAAGAGGAAGAGAGAAAGCCGGAGCGUCUACAUUAUGCUCCUUCAUCGAACAAACUGAUGUGAAAACUUGAAUCUGUUACUGAAGUGAGGCGAGGAGGACACGUGCUAUUGAACUGAGCCAAACGCACUGUAAAUAUCAGCAGCUCCCUCCCUCGCCCCCCUCCCGGCUGAUCUGGAAAUUUCUUUUAAAGAAGUAAAUUUGUCCAAUGGGUGUAAACUAUAAACUACUGUAAUUAAGUGCAAUUUCCCCUCUACUUCCUCUCCCCUCUGCCCCGUGUAUAAUACUAAAGUGUCUAUCCGUUUCCUUCGUAAAGGUCAGAGUUGAAUUUUCAAAGUGAUUUGCCCCCUCUGUCUUCCCCCACGGAGAAAUAUCUAAGGUGGAAGUGAAGCCCCUGCCCCCUUCCUCGGGCCCGGGCACACACAGGGACUGUGUAUUUUGGACUGUCUGCUAGCUCACUCCAAUCUCCUGAUGUUAAGACACACCUCUGGAUCCCUGGAAGGGCUGAGCAUAGUGUCAGAGUAACGUCCUCGCUUCUGGUGGGGUUGGGGGAUCAGCCAGUACCUCCCCAGGAAACCCCAAGACAGGGGCACUGGCUGUUUGAUAGCACAAAGAAAAGUUGCCCUUUCCGAAAACCUCCCAU